Messenger RNA from Xiphophorus hellerii (green swordtail), 3221 nucleotides. RefSeq names its product solute carrier family 13 member 2-like. The transcript has 12 exons. The coding region runs from base 281 to 2083 and encodes 600 amino acids. Lineage: Eukaryota; Metazoa; Chordata; Actinopteri; Cyprinodontiformes; Poeciliidae. Gene Ontology annotation, cellular component: plasma membrane. The record is from RefSeq and is a predicted model, not a curated record. Gene Ontology annotation, molecular function: succinate transmembrane transporter activity; sodium:dicarboxylate symporter activity; fumarate transmembrane transporter activity. Gene Ontology annotation, biological process: succinate transmembrane transport; cellular response to lithium ion; fumarate transport.
UCUUCCUCGCUGUCCAGGAUUGUGGACAAUUUGUUGUUGAGUUAAUGUUUGAUGCGCUAACUUAGACAGAGAGAGUAACUUGCAUUCGCUUUUUCUUUUUACCAAAGCAGCUUUCUCCGCAUCUCCACUGUUGGAUCUUGGCUGAAGUUUUCCCACCUGUCCGGCCUCCUCCUCCUCCUCUUCCUCACACAACACCAGUGUGUCUGGAUCAGCUUCACACCUACCAGGCUUUAGCAGAGUUUUCUAACACAGUUUUUUUUGUUAGAGUUUUAAGAUCAUCAUGGGUAGCAUGUCGGAUGUGUUUAGGUGGAUGUGGUACCACAGAAACUACAUCAUCAUCUUCAUCACGCCACUCGCCUUUCUUCCUCUGCCUCUGUGCGUUCCCACCUCGUAUUCACAGGAAGCAAAAUGUGGCUAUGUGAUCAUCCUGAUGGCUUUGUAUUGGUGCACGGAGUGCAUGCCUCUGGCUGUGACCGCUCUUCUCCCUGUCGUCCUGUUCCCAAUGAUGGGCAUCAUGAAGGCUGGAGAUGUCAGUAUUGAGUAUUUGAAAGACUCCAACAUGCUGUUUGUGGGCGGUCUCUUGGUGGCCAUCGCAGUGGAGCACUGGAACCUUCAUAAACGCAUCGCUCUCCGUGUUCUUCUCCUGGUUGGUGUUCGUCCAGCCCUGUUGAUGAUGGGAUUCAUGAUUGUGUCGGCCUUCCUGUCCAUGUGGAUCAGCAACACGGCCACCACAGCCAUGAUGCUGCCCAUCUCUCAGGCUGUGCUGCAGCAGCUGCAGGCGACGGAGACACGGGCAGAAGAACGAGACCUCCAGAGCGCAGCAGAAGAUAACCUCGGGUUUGAGAUGGAGAGCAGAAAAAUCAAGGAGGGAAUCCCAGAUGAGAAAAACACAGACACAAAGCUGCAGCAGGAGAAUGGAAUAGUUUUGCCUCAAGUGACUCCAGAGUCCAUGAACGAGAACAGGAGGAACGAAACAGAGGAAAAGUACAGCCGCCUGACUAAAGGAAUGAGCCUGAGUGUGUGCUACUCUGCGAGCAUCGGUGGCACUGCUACCCUGACGGGCACCACUCCCAACCUCAUUCUCAAGGGUCAAAUAGACAAGCUCUUCCCUGGGAAUGGGGAUGUGAUCAACUUUGCCAGCUGGUUUGGCUUUGCGUUUCCCAACAUGGUGCUCAUGCUGGCAAUCUCCUGGCUCUGGCUUCAGUUCCUGUUUCUUGGCUUCAACCUGAAGAAGUCUUUUGGUUGUGGCAUGAAAAGUGACAGAGAUAAAGAGGCGUAUGCAGUGAUGAAAGAGGAGUACAAGAAGCUGGGCGGCAUGAAGUUUGCUGAAGGAGCAGUACUCACCAUCUUCAUUUUGCUUGUGCUGCUGUGGUUCACCAGAGAGCCAGGCUUCAUACCUGGCUGGGCCACAGUUCUCUUCAACAAAGAGGAUUCGUUUGUGUCAGAUGGAACAGUGGCCAUCUUUAUGUCAAUGCUCUUCUUUGUCAUCCCGUCUCGGCUGCCCUCAUGUGGCAGCUAUGGUUUCACCGAGGCAGGUAAAAGGAUUAAGGCUCCUCCAACUCUGCUGACCUGGCAGGUGGUCCAUGAGAGGAUGCCCUGGAACAUCAUCCUGCUGCUGGGAGGAGGAUUCGCUCUGGCUGCCGGCAGUGAGAUUUCAGGUUUGUCUAAAUGGCUUGGAGAUAGUCUGGCUCCCCUGCAGAAAAUCCCCCCGUUUGCCAUCUCCAUUCUGCUCAGUCUGCUGGUGGCAACAUUCACCGAAUGCUCCAGCAACACAGCAACCACCACCCUGUUCCUGCCCAUUCUUGCUUCAAUGGCCUCAGCUAUCCAGUUGCACCCGCUUUACGUGAUGCUGCCUUGCACCAUCGCUGCCUCUCUUGCUUUCAUGCUGCCUGUUGCCACACCACCCAACGCCAUCGCCUUCUCGUUUGGAAACCUCAAGGUUAUUGACAUGGUGAAAGCUGGAUUCAUACUGAACAUCAUUGGGAUCCUCUGCAUAAAUUUGGGCAUCAACACCUGGGGAUACGUCAUGUUUGACAUGGACACGUUUCCUCAGUGGGCCAAUAAUACCCACAGUAAACCCUGAGUGGAAGCACUGCCUGUAAUGCCUUGUAAAGUAUUUCUAUAUCUGCUAGCACAUCAUGAAGUGGGGUCUGAUCAGAGCUGAGUAAAUUUGAUAACUUAUUUUAUGUAUAAGUUUUGAUGCAUAAAAGACAUUACUCAGGUUUAUCCUGAGUCCCAUCCACUGACCAGUAAGAAAAGCUUUUAAAAAGAAACAGCUGGGGCGCUGUGGUGGCGCAGGGGCAAAGCAUGACCCACGUUGAGGCCUUAGUCCUUGUAGCAGUGGUCGUAGGUUCGAUUCCCGGCCUGGCGACAUUUGCCGCAUGUCUUCCCCCUCUCUGAUUACCCUGUUUCCUGUCAAACUACUUUCAAAUAAAGGCCACUAGAGCCAACAAAAUCUUUAAUAAAAAAAAAAGAAACAACUGUCAUGCAAAAUUAAAAACGUCAAUUUGUCCAAAUUUGUAAAACUUAAAGGUUUCUAUUCCACCAGAGAUGAUAAAAAAUAGACUUUAUUUAAACAAAUACAUAUCAUAGAUGUACAAUACAGACUAUUGUAUGAUUAUUUAAUUAUGAUAUAGUGUAGACAUUUUUAUACAGCAGCUUGAUGAAGUAUAAAGAAAAAACUUUAAUCCAUGCAAUUUUUAUCUUUAAUUUUUUUUACCUUGUUUAACGGUACAUUGUUAAACCCGUUUUUAUUACUUCCUGAUGUCAAGCUCAGAGCAGAAAAAAACUGGAGGUUUUUUCCUUGUACAAAUUUUUCUGAAAGUGUCUUCACCUCAUUAUUAAUCUCAUUUACAAUUGUUGCACAUAUCUUUCAGUGAUUUUAUUUUUAUCCUGUUACUCUAACAGUCUUACAUAGAAAAUUGAAAUAAAUGUAAAUUAUCUUUAUGUGUUAAUUUAAUUUAUUGCUGAAAGUUUAAUUACAAUAAGUUGUAACUUUUGGUUGCAUUUUUGGUUGUGUUGUGUUUUUUUGUUGUACUGUUUUUAUCACAAGCACAGAAUAAGACUUUUUCAUUGUUUACAUACUGUACUUUAUUUUUUAAAUCUAAUUUUUAAAAGAUGCACCAUUUAGCUGCUGAGCAAGUGAAAAAAACAAGCUUGUUCAUUCAAACUCAAAUUGUCAGGAUGAAAUAAUUUUGUCUUAAUAAAAUGAUAUUAAAAUA